UACUUAGUCUUGCUCUCUAACCGAAACAAUAUUCCACUUUCUUAUUUAAAAUAUAUUUAAAUGCCAAGAAUAGAGAAAUCUCGAGUUAACACAUACCGACGCUUGCAAUUGCAGGUAGCUCGACGAAAAACUCGGAAAAAACGUCGAAAUCACUCAAGCGUUACACCUAAAGUACCUGAGAGAGAUAACUCUAAUUCCCAGAUUUGCGAUCUUCACCACCGUUGAAGUGAUCAAUACCGUACAACAAUGGCGAAAAUCCUCUUCCUAACACUUUUCCUACUUAUUUUCUCUCUAAUCCCUCAUUCGUUUGCAGAGAUCAAAACCCUUAAAAUCAUAUCUGACAAUCGUCCUAUGAUCCUCUUCGAGAAAUUCGGAUUCACUCACACUGGCCAUGUUGCUGUUGCAGUUUCAUCCGUUUCUGUAAGUUCUAAUCUAUCUCCUCCAGACCCAUCUCGUUUAGGGUUCUUCCUUCUUUCUGAAGAAUCCCUUCUUCAAGUCCUUCUCGAGAUCCAACAAAACCCUUCUUUCUGUGUUCUCGAUUCUCAGUACACAACCCAUCUUUUUACAUUUCGAGAUCUAUCUCCUCCUCCUGCUUCUUCAUUCAAUCACUCUUACCCAGUUAGUAUUCCUAAUGAAUAUAGUCUUUUCUUUGCUAAUUGUAACCCUGAAAGCUCCGUUUCCAUGACUGUUCGUACUGAGAUGUAUAAUUUGGAGUUUAAUGGCGUUAAGGAUUAUUUACCUGCAGGUCAAACUCAGCUUCCUUCUUUGUUUUUCCUCUUUUCUUUGGCUUACUUUGUGUUUUUAGGGUAUUGGGUAUUUGCCUGUUUGAAGAAUAAGAAAUCUGUACAUCGGAUUCAUCUUUUGAUGGCUGGACUUUUGAUCAUUAAAGCUUUGAAUUUGAUCUGUGCUGCUGAGGAUAAACAUUAUGUCAAAGUUACAGGAUCUCCUCAUGGUUGGGAUGUUCUCUUCUAUUUAUUCCAAUUUAUAAGGGUUGUGCUUUUGUUUACUGUUAUUGUCUUGGUUGGAACUGGUUGGUCUUUUUUGAAGCCAUUCUUGCAGGAAAAAGAAAAGAAAGUUCUUUUGAUUGUAAUUCCACUUCAGGUUUUAGCUAAUGUGGCCUCCAUUGUUAUUGGAGAAACUGGCCCUUUCAUUAAGGAUUGGGUUACUUGGAAUCAGGUGUUUUUGUUGGUCGAUAUCAUUUGUUGUUGUGCCAUUAUCUUCCCUAUUGUGUGGUCGAUUCGAUCUUUGAGGGAGACUUCCAAGACUGAUGGAAAAGCUGCUAGGAAUCUGGCGAAGUUAACCCUUUUUAGACAAUUCUACAUUGUUGUUAUUGGGUAUUUGUAUUUCACUAGAAUUGUGGUUUUUGCACUGAAAACUAUCUCUGCCUACAAGUAUCAGUGGGUGAGCAAUGCAGCUGAGGAGAUUGCUAGCCUUGCGUUCUAUGUGAUUAUGUUUUACAUGUUUAGGCCAGUCGAGCGUAACGAAUAUUUCGUCCUAGACGAGGAAGAAGAAGAAGCUGCAGAGAUGGCUCUUAGAGACGAGGAGUUUGAGCUUUAGAGAUGUUGAAGGAUUUUUUGAUUGGAUGCCUUUUGAAAGCUUCGUCAAUGCGGCUUGUGAACUUGCUAACUGCUCUGAUGUUGGUUUGUGCAAUCGUGCUCGAAACUGGUUUAACAUGUCUGCAGUUGCUACAAGGUCUUAUCCUGGCUCAUUUCAUUUGCUUUCAUAAAUUUAUAGCUUUGAGUAAUGGUUGUAAUUCUCCUUGAACACGAUUUUUUCUGCCUUGUAUUACUAAUACAUUAUCAAAUACAUAACAGGCCAAUGUUAAAAUUAAUUCAUUCUCCAUAGUGCAAUAUGUAAUAGUACCAGUGCUUUGUGUGUUCUGUAAGCUGAUGAUAUGGUGAUAUGUUGUUGGGUUAAUGUUCUUUUUGUUUUCUG
Molecule: messenger RNA, 1935 nt
Organism: Amaranthus tricolor (Joseph's coat)
Lineage: Eukaryota; Viridiplantae; Streptophyta; Magnoliopsida; Caryophyllales; Amaranthaceae
Product: protein CANDIDATE G-PROTEIN COUPLED RECEPTOR 7-like
Exons: 1
Coding region: 247-1557 (436 amino acids)
Biological process (GO): transport
Cellular component (GO): Golgi apparatus; membrane
Source: RefSeq, a predicted model, not a curated record